AUGACAGAAACAAAUUACGAAAAUAUUAAUAAUAAUGUUUUGUUAUCAAAAUCGUACGAUUGGACCGAAUCAGAAUUUGAGAGUGAUUUUUUUCCGGAAAAUAAGAAGAAAAAAUUAUCGAAGGAAAACGAUAGCUCUCCUGUAAUUUGUCAUAUUUGUAAACAAAAUAUUUUAGAUCCUAAUACAAAAUUGUUUCAAGGUCUUAAGGAAAGCGCAUUAGAAGAAGAAGCUGCGCUAACAGAUGACCGCCUGCAGCUUUAUUGCGAUGGCGGUUUCAUUCCGGAGAUAGACAUAAAACCUUUACACAAAAUUACUUGUUUUACUGUAUUUGACGGUGAAGGGCAUUUAUGUCCUUUUGACACUGGUCUCAUAGAAAACGAUCAGUUAAUAUUUUUUAGUGGAUAUAUAAAACCAAUUUACGACGAUGACCCUAGUCCCAACAACGGGGUUCCUGCUCAGGAGCUGGGUCCAAUAGUUGAGUGGUGGAUUUCUGGAUACGAUGGCGGAAAUAGUUUUUUAAUUGCAUUUCGCACUCCGUACGCUGAGUACAUUUUAAUGGAAUCCAGUUCUGAAUACAGUUCUUUUAUGCGGAUACCGAAGCAGAAAGCCCUGUUAACAAAAAUUGUUAUUGAAUUUUUAAAUAAUACUUCUAAACCUACUUUUGAGGAGCUACUAAAUAGAUUGAAUGAAGUUUCCGUUCCGGAUGACAUUGAGCCUUUUGACGAACUUAGUAUCUGUAAAAAUGCACAGUUCAUUAUUGAUCAAGUUCGGGAAGUUGAUAGUAAUAAAAAACUUAUAUCAACUCCUGCGAUACAAGAUAUGAUAAAAAAAUAUAAAAUAAAUAUAGGAAAACUAGAUUACGGAAGAAAAAGAUUUGGUUAUAAGAGUAUUUUUAAAACAACAACAACAACGCCAUUGGUUAGGAAUCAUUUUAAAUUUUUUUUUAAUAAAGAAAACGGUUUAUCUGACAAAACCGCAAAAAAAAUUAAUUCGAUCGAUGAUUCGUCACCGAAAAAAAUAAUUAAAUUUUCAUGGGAAAAAAAUUCAAAUUUUGCUGUGGUAAAUGACGAAAUAUUUCACGUCAAAGAUUUCGUUGAAAUCAAUACUAAUCAAUCUGUAAAAGAGAACAAAGUUUUUCGAAUAGAACGAUUUUUCGAACAAAAUUUUACCAAGAAAGUUCACUGCAUCGAAUUUAUAAAGGGUUCAGAAACUAUUCUUGGAAAUGCUUGUGAUCCGUUUGAAAUUUUUUACAUUGAAGAAUGCAGCGAUUGGCCAAUUUGUAAAAUUACAAAAAAAUUAAAUGUGGAAAUAAGGAAGCCCCCGAGUACCUGGGAUCAGUAUUUAAAUUAUCAACCUACACCUUCGCAAAAUGUAUUUUUCAUUCAAAAAAAAUAUUUGGAGGCGUACGGAACGUUUGAAGAUUACGAAGAAAAUUCAAGUUCUGAAUGUAGCGUUUGUAACAAAAAAUUGAAAGAGGAAAAAGCUACGGCCAUUACUACUUUUGGUCAAAAAGUUCACGACUCUGGUAUUAUUCUCUAUGAAAAAAUAGUUCGUACGAAUGAAGAAUACGUUCCAGGUUGUUGUGUAUUUUUGGAACCCUUUUCCGUUGUUUUCGAAGCUCAAAAAUCAUCAUUAAGAAUCGAGAAAACUUUGGUCACCAUCAAAGCUAACGAAGUUAUUUACCCUGAAAUUUAUAGAAAAGCGAAAGAAAUCAAUUUGACUGAAGAGUGUCCAGAACCAUUUGUGGUUGCUUACGUCGAAAAUAUUUUUUCUCUUGUUGGCGGAUCACAAAAAAAUUUAUUUUUAACUGUAAAAUUGUUUUAUCGUCCGGAAAAUACUCGCGUUAUUAAAGCGGGUGAUAAACGACUAUUCGAUCUUCAAUUGCUUUAUUGGUCAGAAGAAGAGGUUAAGGUAUCACUCGAUCAUGUUCAAGGUCGUUGUAAUGUAAUUCAUUCGGAAUUUCCUCCUCAGGUGAAUUCGAAAAUCCAAUUUUAUUUUCAUUCUGGUUUUAAUUCUGCAAAUGAAACCUUUUACAAAGUUCAAAAUGCAGUUAUACGUAAUGCUGAAGAAAAUGUUAAAGAUGUUAAAAAGUUGAAAACGCUCAAUGCGUUUUCUGGAUGCGGAGGUUUAGCAGAAGGGCUACGACAGUCAGGUAUCGCUGAUAUUGCUUGGGCAAUCGACAUUGACAAACCUACGUCUGAAGCGUUCAAAUUAAAUUUUUCAAAUAUUGUAAUGUUUGAAAGUGACUGCAAUUUUUUUCUAAAGGAAGUUUUGUCCGGGAAAACAUUCGACAAGGAUGGAAAUCGUUAUCCCGAAAAAGGAGAAGUUGAGUUUCUAUGUGGAGGACCGCCCUGUCAGGGUUUCAGUACCAUGAACAGAUUUACAACUAAAGAAGAAUCUCAGUACAACAAUUCUUUAAUAAUAACAUACCUUUCAUUUUGCGAUUAUUAUCGACCGAAAUUUUUUUUAUUAGAAAACGUAAAAAAUUUUUUGUCAUUUAAAAAAUCCCUCUUUUUUAAACAUGUCCUUAGUUGUUUAGUUACCAUGGGUUAUCAGUGUUCUUUCGGGGUACUUCAGGCAGGUAACUACGGUUUGCCUCAAUCUAGGAGGAGAUUGUUUAUAUUAGCUGCUGCUCCAGGUUAUCGGCUUCCGUUCUUUCCUAAGCCUACGCAUGUAUUUUAUGGCUCGUUAAAAAACUUUGAUUCUGAAAUGAACUAUACAAAUUUUAGAUGUCGAUUUUCGAAAACUUUGUCUCCCUCGGCACCUUUUAGAAACGUUACAGUCAGAGAUGCAAUUUUCGACUUACCUCCCGUGGGCAAAGCAUCAAAUAAAAAUUUUUCAUCUUCACCAACUUCAUACCAAAGAUUUUUAAAGACAUCUUCUUAUUCGGUUCAUGAUCACAUCACCAAAGAAAUAAGUCCUCUAAAUGAAGCUCGAAUUCGGCACAUUCCUGCUUCAAAAGGAUGCGAUUGGAGAGAUUUACCAAACAUUCAAGUUCGCCUUCGAGAUGGAACCUUAACGAAUUUGCUAAAAUAUUCUUAUCACGAUCGUAAAAAUGGAAAAUCUUGUUGCGGUUUAUUGCGCGGAGUUUGUAGUUGCGCUUCGGGAAAAUCUUGCACUCCAAAAGCUCGACAAAACAAUACCUUAAUUCCUUGGUUUUUGGCUCAUACGGCUAAUCGUAAUAAUAAUUGGUCUGGCUUAUACGGUCGCUUGGAUUGGGAUGGUGUUUUUAAUACGGUGACAACAAAUCCGGAACCGUCAAAUCAACAAGGGAAAGUUUUACAUCCAGAAGAAGACCGCAUCAUCACAAUUCGGGAAUCUGCAAGAGCUCAAGGCAUGCCUGAUUCUUUUAAAUUUUACGGAGCUGUCGCCGAUAAAUUUAGGCAAGUGGGUAAUGCUGUACCGCCACCAAUAGCAAGAGCUAUCGGACAUGAAAUAUUAAAAAGCCUUAUAUUGGAAGAAAAAUUUUCCGAUUGUGAUGGAUAG
Molecule: messenger RNA, 3486 nt
Organism: Pediculus humanus corporis (human body louse)
Lineage: Eukaryota; Metazoa; Arthropoda; Insecta; Psocodea; Pediculidae
Product: DNA methyltransferase, putative
Exons: 1
Coding region: 1-3486 (1161 amino acids)
Cellular component (GO): nucleus
Molecular function (GO): chromatin binding; DNA (cytosine-5-)-methyltransferase activity
Source: RefSeq, a predicted model, not a curated record